AUGUCUACUCGUACUAGAAGUAGUAAAAAAGAUACUGGUGGUAAAAGAGAUACUGGUGGUAAAAAAGAUACUGGUAAUAAGAAAAUUCCUACUAGCAGAAGGGCUGGCGUUCAAUUUCCAGUUGGACGAAUUCAUCGUUUUCUUCGAAAAGGAAAUUAUGCAUCUCAUAUUGGUGCUGGAGCGCCCGUUUUUCUUGCAGCAGCUAUUGAAUAUUUGGUGGCAGAGAUAAUAGAACUUGCUGGUAAUGCUGCUACGGAUAAUACAAAAAAAAGAAUCAGUCCUCGUCAUAUUCAGUUGGCUAUUCGUAAUGAUGAUGAAUUGAAUAAAUUACUUGAAGAUGUUACAAUUGCUCAAGGAGGUGUCUUACCCAAUAUUCACAAAGUUUUGUUACCACCACAAAAAACAAAAAAGAGUAAGUUUUAUAAUAAAUAAGUGAAAAGGACAAUCAGCCAGAAGUGGGAGUAGUCGAGAGAAGAAAAUAAUUUUUAUGGGGGAGGUUUUUUUUUUAUAAUUUGAUUAUUUAGUAGAAAAAUGGAACUAAAAUUUAGUAGAAGAAUUCGAAUAAAAAAUCAUAGAUAAUGCAUUCAAUUACUCCCAUAUUAAAU
Molecule: messenger RNA, 605 nt
Organism: Rhizophagus irregularis DAOM 181602=DAOM 197198
Lineage: Eukaryota; Fungi; Glomeromycota; Glomeromycetes; Glomerales; Glomeraceae
Source: RefSeq, a predicted model, not a curated record